Molecule: messenger RNA, 567 nt
Organism: Symbiodinium sp. CCMP2456
Lineage: Eukaryota; Dinophyceae; Suessiales; Symbiodiniaceae
Source: the annotation of a GenBank genome assembly
AUGGCUCUCACCACCUCACAGGUUGAUGCCAUCGAUUUGGACUCGGACCCGGAGAAGCCCAAGAAGAAGAAGCGGAAGCAGGCGCACACAGAGAGGAGGGAGCCGGAGCAUCGCAACAAGGCUCCGCCUGAGGUUCGGCCGAAGCCUCUUCGACAGGAGAAGCACGCAGAGAAGGCUAAGAAGAAGCCGGAGAAGGAGAAGAAGAGCAAGAAGCACAAGAAGCGAAAGGAUCAGGGUGACUAUGCAGACGUCGGGAUGAUGAGCCACAGCGCUAUGUUUACGCCGAUGAUGGGCAUGAUGAGGUCGAUGAGCUAUGGCGUCAUGCCUGGGAUGACCAUGAUGAUGAAUCUCUGCCUCCACACGUUAUCAUACAUCUUUCUCAUAAUUGUUCUUUGCCCUCCCCUUCUUCAUGUUACCAUAGGUACGAUUCUCACACUUUUAUGGUUACUCCUAUUAGUUCUAUUGUCAGCGUUAUUUUAUUCUUUUGUCAGGCUUUCUCAGAUCAGAGAAUCCCCUCGCUUCUACCAGGGUCACAUCUCGUACGCACAGGUUGAGGCUCGAGGAUGA